Solanum dulcamara is the source of this 761-nucleotide messenger RNA. RefSeq lists its product as uncharacterized. Gene Ontology annotation, biological process: mRNA processing. NCBI's taxonomy places the organism in Eukaryota, Viridiplantae, Streptophyta, Magnoliopsida, Solanales, Solanaceae. The transcript has a single exon. The record is from RefSeq and is a predicted model, not a curated record. Bases 140 to 517 code for a protein of 125 amino acids.
GGUACCAAACACACCCUAAAUUGUUCUAAUUUUUCCAGUAAACUGGAUCUUGGUUUGGUCGAGUGGCGGGAUCACCAAAACCCUGCAAAAGCCCUAGCUGGUAAGAUUAUUUCACCUUUCUAGCAAUUGUUAGCCUCUAAUGGCUUCAAUUCUUCGGAAAUCUCUGCAAAAUCAAUUUCUAUCAGCCGCAAGAAUCACCACAAUCCUCAGCUCUAAACCUACACCUACAUCACCUAUGUUCCAUCAUCCUUCUUCUAGUAGGAUUGGUCAAAUCCCAUUUUUUCUUCAAGGAGGAACAUCGGAUUCGAAACCGAAUGUUGGGUUUUACCCAAGCUUUUCUUUUGGGCAUUUCCUAAAUCCAGUUUCUCCAAAUGGAUUGAUUUCAUCUGAGGAAUAUAACGUUGUUGAUGACGAGUCACAUAAGAUUUGGGCUGAUAGUGUGAAGAAGAAGAGGAAGAAGAAGAUGAACAAACACAAGUUGAAGAAGUUAAGGAAGAGCCUAAGGAGGAAGACAUAGUGUAUCUGACACUGUGUCAUCGGUGAGGAAUUUGUUAUUGAGGCUGCAUUUUAUCGUGUUUAGCUUUUGUGAAUCUCUAUCUGGCACAACGUCCAUUUUUUCAGUUUGAAAUGCUGGAAAGAUGUAAUUUUCAUGUGGUCUAUAGACAGUUUUGGGAGAAGAAAUUGCAGAACCAAGUUUUAGGAAUAAUUGCGUUUACUUUCCUGUUAAAUGGUAGUGUGCUUGGGAUGCUCAUUAUUCUUUA